AUGCGAGAGCUCACCGGGGAAAAACGACUUCCGCGGGAUGGGGUCGAGCAAGCAGGUGUGAACGAGGACCUGGGACUGAUGCAAGAAUUCGCUGACGCCUACCCGAAGCACCUGCGGGGGAGCGACAACGACCUACCAGAGGACCUGGCGAUCGUGGUCAACGCGCUGACCCAUUUUUAUCCGGCUGACGGGGACGAGGUGAUUCACUGGACCUCCUACGGGGAUGCCGCAGAACCCGAGUGGUUCUGGAAGGGUCCUGCCCGAGGAACAUCUCGAACGCUGCCGGACGGGGAGACGGUGCCACACCUGGACCGCAGCUUGAUUCAAAAAUUCCUCGCGGCCUACCCCAAACAUCUCUGGGAGCACGCUCGCUGGGACUCGAAUUAUACCACUUUAGAGAACCGACCGCAGAUUCCCUUCGGUGGCUGGCCCGAACCCUGGAAGAACCGGCUGCGGAUGGUGCAGCUGCCCUUCCUGGACCGUUUAUUGUGA
This is a messenger RNA of Amoebophrya sp. A120, 492 nucleotides long. The record is from the annotation of a GenBank genome assembly. Lineage: Eukaryota; Dinophyceae; Syndiniales; Amoebophryaceae.